CGCGACAGCGCGGGGAGGGUGCCCCGGCUCGCGGUGGAAACGUUGGUGGCCUGGAUCCUCCCCUCCGGAGGCCUGUGUCCCUCUCGUCCUCCUUAGCGCCGCCAGCGUGGGGCCACAGCGCGGCUGGUGCUGGUGUUCUUCAGCUUUCCCCAGGUCCCUGCCUGCCUUGAAGAAGGAGUCUUGGCCCCACGCUGGAAAGUUUAUGCUGUCCUCCAGAGAGCACGAGUGAUGUCAUUCUGAAAAUUAAGCAUCGUUGUAGGCAGGUCUGGACCAUUAGUCUGGAUGCAAAUGAACGUGUAGAAAGCUCUCCAUUCCUCUUCAGAAAAAAGACACAAGAUUGUUUAAGCAACCAGAGCUUCUGACUGCUUCCCUUCUUUGGGCUUGUUAGGAGGAGAAAUGGCAAGCAAAAAGCGAGGUGAAGUACAGUUACAGAUCCAGACAAAUCUGAGAAGCCCCACCUAUGAGCACAUGAGGCUUUGGAGGGACAUCUAUAUACAAGGCAUAACAGCUUGGUUUUUGCAGACAGUCAUCAACAGUCAAAGCCUGUGGGAAGAAAUGCUGCAGAACAAAGGAUUAACAGUGAUUGAUGUUUACCAAGCCUGGUGUGGACCCUGCACAGCCAUGCAGCCUUUGUUCAGAAAACUGAAAAAUGAAACAAAUGAAGAAAAAAUUCUGCAUUUUGUUGUUACACAUACCUUAUCUUUUUACCAUACUGUGGAUUCUGAGGAAGAGCUGAGGUACGAAGGCCCAUCGGAAGCAUGUUUUACCUGUGCACAGGACUCUCCUAACAGGAGGAGGCAGGUGCACACCCACAUAAAGAGUACAGGAUUGAAAGGGAGAGCAGAAGCUGACAAUAUUGUGACUUUGCAAUCAUUUAGAGACAAAUGUGAACCUGUUUUUCUCUUUAGUGUUAAUGGCAAAAUUAUUGCAAAGAUUCAGGGUGCAAAUGCACCACUAGUUAAUAAAAAAGUUAUUACCUUGAUCAAUGAAGAGAAGAAGAUUGCAGCAGGCGAAAUGGUUCGCCCUCAGUACCCUGAUAUUCUGCUCAUAGAGUUAGAAAAGACUAGGAAAAAACCUGAAAGGGAAAGGUAUAGUAUUGCUAUUAUCAAGCCAGAUGCUGUGCUUAAAAGGAAAGCUCAAGAGAUUAAAGAAAAAAUCACCAUGGCAGGAUUCGUCAUAGAAGCAGAGGAAAAGACCAUGUUCACUGAAAAACAAGUGAGGGAUUUCUACAGUCAGAUAGCAGACCAGCCUGACUUUGAAGAGUUCCUGUCUUUUAUGACAACUGGUCUAAGCAAUGUGCUAAUUAUAGCUCAGGAAAAAGAACAGGAUCAAGUGGAAGAAAAUGAGACAGAACUCAAAGAAACAUCUGAACCUCCAACUGAGAGUGAAGUCAAGAAGUGGGACAGUUUGCAAAAGUAUCUGGAACAACAACAUAUAUCUCAGUUUUGCGAUGUUGAAGAUGAUGAAGCUAAUGUAACAAAGUUCACUGAUGUCUUCUUCCCUGAUUUUAAAAUAGCCAAGGGCAAGAAAUUGCAAAGGACACUGGCAUUACUGAGACCAGAUCUCCUUGAAAAGCAAGAUGAUGUUUUAAAAGUUAUUAAAGAUGAAGACUUUGAAAUACUGAUGGAAAGACAAAUAGUAUUAUCAGAAGAAGAAGCAAAAAUGCUGUGUAAGGAGUAUGAAAAGGAAAACUAUUUUGAGGCCCUUAUAGAAAAGAUGACCAGGAGUCCAUCUCUCGCCCUUGUUUUAUUGAGAGAGAAUUGUGUGCAACACUGGAAAGAGUUACUGGGACCAAGGACUGUUGAGAAAGUCAGUGAAUAUCAUGCAGAGAGUUUAUGUGCACAGUUUGCAAUGGGAAAUUUGCCUAUCAACCAAUUGUAUGGAAGUGAUUCAAUGGAGGCUGCUGAAAGGGACAUAGAGUGUUUCUUUCCUCCUGAGAACACUUUGGCAUUGAUUAAGCCUCAUGUGACACGUGAACAAAGAGCAGAGAUCCUGAAGCUCAUCAAGGAGGAGGGGUUUGAGCUGACUCAGAUGAAGGACAUGCUCCUCACUCCUGAGCAAGUGGGGAAGAUUUAUUUCCAAAUAACAAAGAAAGACUUCUACAAAGACAUCGUAGAAGUAUUGUCUGAGGGUCAGUCUUUGGUCAUGGUUCUGACCAAGUGGAAUGCUAUUGUAAGCUGGAGACGGUUGAUGGGCCCAGUAGACCCAGAAGAAGCAAAACUCCUGUCCCCAGACUCCAUCAGAGCCCGAUUUGGAAUAAACAUCUUGAAAAACGCUGUCCACGGAUCAACUAAUCAUUAUUCAGCAACAGUGAAUAGCAAUGCAUUAUUUGAAGAGGAUGCAGGGGAAGAGUAAGGAUGAAGAUUGUUACCUCCAGAAGAAAGCAAAUCUAGUGGGAUGACAAGUGAAGAAUGAUUGGCAAAAGAGGAGGCUCUCCGUGGAGCUACAUCUUGUUUGUAGCUCCUGUUAGCAAUGAUUCUUCUAAUACCUAUAUAUUCCUCCUUUUUUUGUGGCAGAAGGAGCAUUAUUAUUUACUUAUACAGGAGAUUUGCAAGUAGUAUAUAAUUCAGUGCUGAACUGAUGGGUGUAUGUUUGUGAGUAGGAGCUGGAAAAGGUAAAGUAUGGAAUAGCCUUGGGUAAGAUUUUCAAAAUCAGAGGAAAGAAAGUGAAUUCAGUUUGUAAACUGUCAUCUUUGUCUAGACAGUCAUCUAUGUCUAUACCUUAGUGCUAGAGAUGUGCCUAAAGAGGCUUUGCUGGGUUCUGUCUUACUGUGUGCACUCCUCUGUAUCAUGUGGCUCUGAGAGAUGGUAUUGGUGGGUCUGUUUGAGACACUGAAGACUCAUUUGUGGAGAUCUUGCUAGAUGCAGGGUAUGGUUGUGGGAUGGGUUUGCAUAGCCCUUGUUCUAAAACACCUUAUAACUAAGAGCAGGAGAUAGAGAAUGAACAUGCGUUCUAGGGUUAGGGUAACUAGCGUGACUGCUCUGCGUAGAGGCAUGGAGGGCAUGGGAGGAGGAAUGAGAUACAAACUAUUCAGGCAGGAGGCAUGGUGAUAAUCUGCUGAGAUAGCAUAGAAAACAGUGGGUAGGGUUUGGAUGGGAGGAGAAAAUGAGUCUUAGUGGACGCAUUACCUCAGGAAGACUUGAUAAUUGACUAUGAUUGACCAGUAACUACCCCACCAAAGAAGUGGGACAAUAAAGCUUACUGUCUUGAGUAACUGAGAAAAUAAUAAACCAUCCCCAGAUGGAGAAUUUAGGAGAGAGAAGCAGAUUAGGAGGUAAUACCACGUGUUUUGUUUUGAUUGUGCUGGGAAGAGGAUAUUGGAAUUGGAAAUCACUCAGUCUCCUAGAUCUUUGGACCAAGAAGGCCCCACUAGAGUAACGUCACCAAAAUGCUGGGGCAGGCAGCUGCACGUGCACAUCCUUCCACAAAAAUAUUGAAGAAAUAGCCAGAAACUGUCCAACAUUUUUUUCCAGAAAUUUGGAAACAAGGGAAUGCUCAAACAAUACAAAAU
Messenger RNA from Heterocephalus glaber (naked mole-rat), 3511 nucleotides. The record is from RefSeq and is a predicted model, not a curated record. NCBI's taxonomy places the organism in Eukaryota, Metazoa, Chordata, Mammalia, Rodentia, Bathyergidae.